Messenger RNA from Megachile rotundata (alfalfa leafcutting bee), 6553 nucleotides. RefSeq names its product U5 small nuclear ribonucleoprotein l(3)72Ab (gene l(3)72Ab). The record is from RefSeq and is a predicted model, not a curated record. Gene Ontology annotation, biological process: resolution of meiotic recombination intermediates. Lineage: Eukaryota; Metazoa; Arthropoda; Insecta; Hymenoptera; Megachilidae. Gene Ontology annotation, molecular function: nucleic acid binding; ATP hydrolysis activity; DNA helicase activity. Gene Ontology annotation, cellular component: nucleus.
UAAUUGUGGUACAACAUAGUAGUUAUCUAUUUAAUCGUAAUUACUUUGUCAGAGGGAGGUAACUGGAUGUUAGCAGUGACUACAACCUAUGGUCACUGCCGCCAUAAAGUGCUACGAAAUAAGAGGCGAGAAUGGCGGACGCUGCAGCGAGGCAACUGCAAUACGAAUAUAAAGCUAACUCCAAUCUCGUUUUACAAGCUGACGUACGUUUAAUAGAAAGACGUAGCAGAGAUGAAGCCACCGGUGAGGUUAUGUCCCUUGUUGGGAAACUUGAUGGAACACGAAUGGGUGAUAGAGCACAACGUACUAAACCGGGAAAAGCGGAAGAACGAAAAGUCAAGCGUCAGAAACGAGACGAGGCACAAUAUGACUUUGCCCGAAUGAAGGGUGCAACACUCCUUUCAGAAGGUGUAGAUGAAAUGGUUGGGAUUGUUUAUCGUCCUAAAACUCAGGAAACACGGCAGACUUAUGAGGUGUUACUAAGUUUUAUUCAGGAAGCAUUAGGGGAUCAACCAAGAGAUAUUCUUUGUGGUGCAGCUGAUGAAGUAUUAGCAGUAUUAAAAAAUGAUCGUCUUAAAGAGAAAGAAAAGAAGAAAGAAACAGAACUAUUAUUGGGUACAUUAGCAGAAGAAAGAUUUGCACUAUUGGUUAAUCUUGGGAAGAAAAUCACAGACUUUGGAAGCGAUGAAAAGGGCACCACAAAUGAAGAGAAUAUUGAUGAAACAUAUGGAAUUAAUGUACAGUUUGAAGAAAGUAGUGAGGAAGAUGAUGAAGAUGUUUAUGGAGAAGUUAGAGAAAAUGAUGAUGAGGGUGAUGAAGGUGAAGAAGCUAAUGAUGACAGAGCUAUACAUGCUGAAAAUUUAGGUGGUGCAGAAGAAAUGAAAAAGGAAAAACCAUUGCACCCUUUAGACAUAGAUGCAUAUUGGUUACAAAGAAGAUUGAGCCGCAUCUACGACGAUGCGAUGAUUUCACAAGCAAGAGCUGCUGAAGUAUUAGCGGUCUUGAAAGAUGCCGGAGAUGACCGUGACUGUGAAAAUCAAUUAGUACUUUUAUUGGGUUAUGAUUGUUUCGAUUUUAUCAAACAACUAAAGAAAUAUAGACAUACAAUUGCAUAUUGUACUAUGUUGGCAUCUUCACAAUCUGAAUCUGAGCGUCAAAAAAUUCGAAAUAAAAUGAACGAUGAUCCUGUAUUAGCAAAAAUUUUACGACAGUUGGAUACAGGAAAAGGCGACGAUGAUGCCGAUGAAACAAUGGAAGCGAGAGCUCAACGCAAAAGAAGAGAAGAAAAUGAAGAUACUGGAGGUCCGGGAGGUCAGGUGCAGGGUACGAGAAAUUUAAUAGAUUUGGAAGACCUGAUAUUUGCACAAGGCAGUCAUUUUAUGGCAAACAAACGGUGUCAAUUACCUGACGGAAGUUUUAGGAAACAGCGAAAGGGAUACGAAGAAGUCCAUGUCCCUGCAUUAAAACCAAAACCAUUCGCAGAAAAUGAAAAGCUUCAUCCAAUUGAUCAGUUACCAAAAUAUGUGCAGCCAGCUUUUGAAGGCUUCAAAACGUUAAAUCGAAUUCAGAGUCGUUUACAUCAAGCUGCUUUAGAAAGCGACGAAAAUUUGCUGUUGUGUGCACCAACCGGUGCUGGUAAAACCAAUGUUGCGCUUUUAUGUAUGAUGCGCGAGAUUGGAAAACAUAUAAACGCAGAUGGCACAAUUAACGCUGAUGAAUUCAAAAUAAUUUACGUCGCACCUAUGCGUUCUUUGGUACAAGAAAUGGUUGGAAAUUUCAGUAAGAGGUUAUCUACAUAUAAUUUAACUGUGUCCGAAUUAACUGGUGACCAUCAGCUAACAAGAGAACAAAUAGCUGCAACUCAGGUUAUUGUGUGCACUCCUGAAAAAUGGGAUAUCAUAACACGAAAAGGAGGCGAGAAAACCUUUACUUCGUUGGUAAGAUUGAUUAUCAUUGAUGAAAUCCAUUUGUUACAUGACGAGAGAGGUCCCGUUUUAGAAGCGUUAGUUGCGAGAACGAUCAGAAAUAUUGAGACAACACAGGAAGACGUAAGGUUGAUAGGUCUUUCUGCUACAUUACCAAAUUAUCAAGAUGUUGCCACAUUUUUACGCAUAAAACCAGAGACAGGCUUAUUUUAUUUUGACAACAGCUUUAGGCCUGUGGCUUUGGAGCAACAAUAUAUUGGUGUAACAGAAAAGAAAGCUUUAAAACGUUUCCAAGUGAUGAAUGAAAUUGUGUAUGAAAAAACUAUGGAACAUGCCGGGAGAAAUCAAGUUCUGGUCUUUGUACAUUCGCGUAAAGAAACUGGCAAAACGGCACGUGCUAUCAGAGACAUGUGUUUAGAAAAGGACACAUUGGGACAAUUUCUUAGAGAAGGAUCUGCAUCCAUGGAAGUGUUAAGAACAGAAGCUGAGCAAGUUAAAAAUCAAGAACUGAAAGAUCUGCUACCUUAUGGUUUCGCAAUUCAUCAUGCUGGUAUGACAAGGGUAGACAGAACACUGGUUGAAGAUCUGUUUGCUGACAGGCAUAUACAAGUUUUGGUGUCCACAGCAACUCUAGCAUGGGGUGUUAAUUUACCUGCACACACAGUUAUUAUCAAAGGAACUCAGGUGUACAAUCCAGAAAAAGGUAGAUGGGUUGAACUAAGCGCUCUGGAUGUACUACAAAUGUUGGGCAGAGCUGGACGUCCGCAGUAUGACACUAAAGGUGAAGGUAUUCUCAUUACAAAUCACAGCGAAUUGCAGUAUUAUUUGUCUCUUUUGAAUCAACAGUUGCCUAUCGAAUCGCAGUUAAUCAGUAAAAUGUCAGACAUGUUGAAUGCAGAAAUUGUACUGGGUACCAUACAAAAUAUCAGAGAUGCAGUCACCUGGUUAGGAUACACUUAUUUGUACAUUCGAAUGCUUCGGUGUCCGAAUUUAUAUGGUAUUAAUCAUGAUAAAUUGAAAGAAGAUCCAUUGCUUGAAUUACAUAGAGCAGAUCUUAUUCAUUCUGCUGCGGUAGGAUUGGAUCGCAGUGGUUUAAUCAAAUAUGACAGAAAAUCUGGAAAUUUCCAGGCUACCGAGUUAGGUCGGAUAGCAUCACAUUAUUACUGUACACAUGACACUAUGUCUAUAUAUAAUCAGCUCUUAAAACGAACUCUAAGCGAAAUCGAAUUAUUCAGAGUAUUUUCAUUGUCUAGCGAGUUUAAACACAUAAAUGUCAGGGAAGAAGAGAAACUGGAGUUGCAAAAACUGAUGGAAAGAGUACCAAUUCCAGUGAAAGAAAGCAUAGAGGAACCGAGCGCAAAAGUCAAUGUACUUUUGCAAGCAUACAUCUCUCAGUUGAAACUGGAAGGAUUCGCCCUCAUGUCAGACAUGGUAUUCGUCACUCAAUCUGCAUCGCGACUGAUGAGAGCAAUAUUUGAAAUUGUCUUGUUUCGUGGCUGGGCGCAAUUGGCAGAUAAAUGUCUGUCUUUGUGUAAAAUGAUUGACCGCAGAAUGUGGCAGUCAAUGUCACCUCUCAGACAGUUCAGAAAGAUGCCAGAAGAGAUUGUGAAGAAGAUAGAGAAGAAGAACUUUCCUUGGGAAAGAUUAUAUGAUUUAGGACCAAAUGAAAUUGGAGAGUUAAUCAGAGUACCUAAGCUGGGCAAAACUAUUCAUAAAUAUAUUCACCAGUUUCCCAAAUUAGAAUUAUCAACUCAUAUUCAGCCAAUUACACGGUCCACUUUAAGAGUUGAGUUAACCAUCACACCUGAUUUCCAGUGGGAUGAUAAAGUGCAUGGUGCAUCAGAAGCAUUUUGGAUUUUAGUGGAAGAUGUGGAUUCUGAAGUAAUACUUCAUCAUGAAUACUUUUUACUUAAAGCUAAAUAUGCAACAGAUGAACAUUUGAUCAAGUUCUUUGUACCUGUAUUUGAACCUCUGCCACCACAAUAUUUCCUGCGUGUUGUAUCAAACAGGUGGAUUGGAGCAGAAACCCAGUUACCUGUUAGUUUCCGACAUUUGAUUUUACCAGAGAAGAAUUUACCACCAACUGAAUUGCUCGACUUACAACCGCUUCCAAUUACUGCUCUACGUAAUUCCAAGUUUGAAAACAUUUAUGCAGACAAGUUUCCACAAUUCAAUCCGAUUCAGACGCAAGUAUUUAACGCAGUUUAUAAUUCAGACGACAAUGUCUUUGUUGGAGCUCCCACUGGUUCUGGAAAAACAACUAUUGCAGAAUUUGCAGUGUUACGUUUGCUUACUCAGAAUCCAGAGGGUAGAUGUGUAUAUAUGGUCAGUAAAGAAGCUUUAGCAGAGCUAAUUUAUGUCGACUGGUCUAUAAAGUUUAAUCAGCAAUUAGGCAGAAAAGUGGUUCUCCUAACUGGUGAAACAGGAACGGAUCUUAAACUGCUUGCAAAAGGUCAAAUUAUAAUUACAACUGCAGAUAAAUGGGAUGUCCUGUCAAGAAGAUGGAAACAAAGAAAAAAUGUACAAAAUAUUCAACUGUUUAUUGUUGAUGAGUUGCAGUUAAUUGGCGGUGAAGAGGGACCUGUGUUAGAAGUAGCAUGUUCAAGAGCAAGGUAUAUUUCUUCACAACUAGACAAACCAACGAGGAUCAUUGCAUUAUCAGCUUCGCUUGCUGAUGCAAAAGAUGCUGCACAAUGGUUAGGUGCACCCGCUGCAGCAACUUUCAACUUCCAUCCAUCUGUUAGGCCUGUACCAUUAGAAUUGCAUGUGCAGGGAAUAAACAUUACCCACAAUGCAUCCAGAUUGGCUGCUAUGGCCAAACCAGUGUACAAUGCAGUACUUAGAUACGCAUCUCAUAAACCUGUUAUUUGUUUUGUGCCCACUCGUCGUCAGGCCAGAUUAACAGCUAUAGAUUUACUGACGUUCACAGCUGCAGAAGGACAACCUUCUCGGUUCUUCCACGCGGAAGAAGCUGACAUUAAGCCGUUCUUGGAUAGAAUGACUGAUAAAACUCUAAAAGAAACACUUUCACAAGGAGUGGCUUAUCUUCAUGAAGGAUUAUCCGCGGAUGAUCGUCGACUCGUUGAGCAACUCUUUGACAGUGGUGCAAUACAAAUAGCGGUUGCCACAAGAGACCUUUGUUGGGGUUUAUCCAUUACCUCACAUCUUGUAAUCGUUAUGGAUACUCAAUGCUAUAAUGGGAAAACACAUGCUUAUGAAGAUUAUCCUAUUACUGAUGUGUUGCAAAUGGUAGCACGUGCUAAUCGUCCUCUGGAGGAUGAUGAUGCUAAAUGUGUUCUCCUUUGCCAGAGUUCAAAGAAAGAUUUCUUCAAAAAGUUUUUGAACGAGCCUCUACCUGUGGAAAGUCACUUGGAUCACAGGCUACACGACCAUUUUAAUGCAGAAAUUGUGACUAAAACAAUUGAGAAUAAACAGGACGCUGUUGAUUAUCUCACGUGGACAUUCUUAUACAGGCGACUUACACAAAAUCCUAAUUAUUAUGGUUUGCAGGGAGUCACACACAGACAUCUAUCAGAUCAUUUGUCUGAAUUGGUUGAGAGUACCUUGAGUGACCUGGAACAAGCGAAAUGUGUUGCAGUGGAAGAUGAGAUGGAUACUUUACCAUUGAAUCUUGGAAUGAUUGCAGCUUAUUAUUACAUAAAUUAUGCAACUAUUGAAUUAUUCAGCCUUUCUUUAAAUAACAAAACCAAAAUUAGAGGUUUAUUAGAAAUUAUCUCAGCAGCAGCUGAAUAUGAAACUGUUCCAGUCCGGCAAAGGGAAGAAAACUUGUUGAGGAGCUUAGCAGCAAGACUUCCACAUGCGCCUCAAGCUACAAGAAUGGCUGAUCCUCAUGUGAAAGCACAACUUUUGUUACAGGCUCACUUAUCCAGGAUACAACUUGGUCCUGAACUUCAGAAAGAUACAGAAUUGGUAUUGAGCAAAGCUAUAAGACUGAUACAAGCUUGUGUCGAUGUUCUCAGUUCAUCUGGUUGGUUAGCUCCUGCAGUAGCUGCUAUGGAAUUGGCACAGAUGGUCACUCAAGCAAUGUGGUCCAAAGACUCUUACCUGAAGCAGUUGCCACACUUCAGUGCUGAAACUAUCAAACGUUGCACUGACAAAGGAGUGGAAACAGUAUUUGAUGUGAUGGAAUUAGAGGAUGAUGAUAGGAAUCGUCUCUUACAAUUAUCAGAAGCACAAAUGGCAGAUGUUGCCAAAUUCUGUAACCGGUAUCCGAAUAUAGAAAUGUCAUAUGAAGUUCAAGACAAAGAUAAGUUGCGCAGUGGUGGUGCAGUCAAUGUUAUUGUUCAACUUGAAAGAGAAGAUGAAGUCACAGGUCCAGUGGUUGCACCAUUCUUCCCACAGAAACGUGAAGAAGGGUGGUGGGUUGUCAUCGGUGAUCCAAAGACAAAUUCCUUGUUGUCUAUUAAGAGGUUAACAUUGCAACAGAAAGCAAAGGUCAAACUUGAUUUUGUAGCACCUGCCCCUGGUCAGCAUUCCUAUACUUUAUACUUCAUGAGUGAUGCUUAUUUGGGAUGUGAUCAGGAAUACAAAUUUACAAUCAAUGUAGGAGAGUAUGAAUCAGAUGUCAGUUCAGGGUCAGAAUCAGAUUAAAUUAUCAUUAAGUAAUA